Molecule: messenger RNA, 2109 nt
Organism: Jaculus jaculus (lesser Egyptian jerboa)
Lineage: Eukaryota; Metazoa; Chordata; Mammalia; Rodentia; Dipodidae
Gene: Igf2
Product: insulin like growth factor 2
Exons: 4
Coding region: 197-739 (180 amino acids)
Cellular component (GO): extracellular region
Molecular function (GO): growth factor activity; hormone activity
Source: RefSeq, a predicted model, not a curated record
GAAGCAGAAGAGAUUUCCCUCCCCCGUAAAAAAAAGCCAUCCCCCCCGCUCUGUCCCGUCGCACAUUCGGCCCCCUGCGACUCGGCCAGAGCGGCGCUGGCAGAGGAGUGUCCGGCAGGAGGGCCUUCGCCCGCUGUUCGGUUUGCGAUCACGCAGCAGGGAGGUGGGCGGCAGCGACGCCGGCUUCCAGAUACCAAUGGGGAUCCCAAUGGGGAAGUCGAUGCUGGUGCUUCUCAUUUCCUUGGCCUUCGCCUCGUGCUGCUUUGCUGCUUACCGCCCCAGUGAGACCCUGUGCGGUGGGGAGCUGGUAGACACCCUCCAAUUCGUCUGUGGGGACCGCGGCUUUUACUUCAGCAGGCCCUCAAGCCGCGCCAACCGCCGCAGCCGUGGCAUCGUGGAGGAGUGCUGCUUCCGCAGCUGUGAUCUGGCCCUCCUGGAGACCUACUGUGCCACCCCCGCCAAGUCCGAGAGGGACGUGUCUACCUCUACGACCGUGCUUCCGGACGACUUCCCCAGAUACCCCGUGGGCAAAUUUUUCCAAUAUGACACCUGGAAGCAGUCCGCCCAACGCCUGCGCAGAGGCCUGCCUGCCCUCCUGCGUGCCCGCCGGGGUCGCAUGCUAGCCAAGGAGCUCGAAGCGUUCAGAGAGGCCAAGCGUCACCGUCCCCUGAUCGUCUUGCCACCUAAUGAGCCCGCCCACGGGGGUGCCUCUUCGGAGAUGUCCAGCAAUCAGAAGUGAAGCAAAUUGCGUGGUAAUUCUGUAAUGUAGUACCAUCAUCCUGUGACCUCCUCUUGACCAGGGACAGUUCCAUCAUGUCCUCCAGCUAACCAAGAUCUCUCUGGUUCCACUUCCGCCCCAGGCUUCUCUCUACCUGCCCCCAUGCCCCGCCUCCCCACAUCAGGCUGCUCCCCCCAUCCGGGCCCCCCACCAACGGGCUCAAGAAUCCCAGUAAUUGUUCAAAACCAAACUAAUUGGCUAUUUAUAUCCUUCCAACCCCCCCCCCCCAAGUUAUAUGUGCAUAUCAAAAAAACUUAAGUCCCCUUAAAACUAAUUGCAUUUAAAAAAACACUAGAAACAUGAAUUAGCUUAAAACAAAACAAAACAAAACACAAAACAAACCAAUUGGCUAAAAAAAAUACAAAAAUCAAAUUGGCUUAAAAAUAAUGAUUGGCACUUCAAACCCCCUUCCUCCUCUCCCCCCCUUGGUCCCUGAGUCACAUUGACUUCGACUUGGGCACCAGAACCCAAGAGUAAGGAAGGGAACCCAGAAAUUUACAGGUGGGCAUGUCAUUGGUUCUGUGCCAUCUCCUUCCUUGUCACAUCUUGGACCAUGUUACAGCGUAAGCUGGCUGUGAACAGCAAUAGCAAACUCAUUCUUCACGGUCUUUUCUAUCACAGAUGUCAUCAUGGGGCUGGGUGGAGGGACCCCGUGAGACUUAAGGAGGGGAACAGAGCUUAGAUACCGCAAACAGAACUCAAUUGGCGCAACCCCCUGCCCCACAAAAUCUCACAUUUCAGACACAUGCAUCCCUGCUGACACACGGCACACAGAUUCACGGCACCGCACACAUAGAUACACACACCCCCUACACACACACACACACACACACACACACACACACACACACACACAGAGCCCAGAUAGGCCAAGGUCUAUCCCAAAUUCCCUAAGCGGUUCACAAGGUCCCAGCUCCCCUCCCAUCCAAUUCCAUCUCGGCUCUGCUGCUUGUGGGUCCUGUUUGUGCCCUGACUUACCCUCUGCUGCCCUUUUCACUGCUUGACUGGGGCUUGGAUGGCUGAGACCAGGGUAUGCAGCAGCCCUCCCCACCCUGCAGCGCGAGCCCAGGUCCUCCCCGCCCCCCACCACCGUCAGACGCCUUGUACCUGCUGUGCGUCGGAGUGAAGAAUGAGUUUGCCCUGACGGAGAUGGCACUGCCAAGUGACAUGCUGCCCCGAGUAGCCUGACUCCCUGGGUGUGCUUCGGGGAGAAAGAUCAAGGGGACAAUCCCCCACCCCCGCACACCUAGGGGCCAUCUUUGCCAGUCUCCAGGGGAGCCCCCUUCUUGAGGGACUCCCCUGGAGACUCGCACUGAUGGCGGGGAGUGUGG